This is a messenger RNA of Monopterus albus (swamp eel), 3678 nucleotides long. It is a transcript of the gene ift80, whose product is annotated as intraflagellar transport 80 homolog (Chlamydomonas). Gene Ontology annotation, molecular function: protein binding. The record is from RefSeq and is a predicted model, not a curated record. The transcript has 19 exons. Gene Ontology annotation, cellular component: cilium; intraciliary transport particle B; centrosome. Lineage: Eukaryota; Metazoa; Chordata; Actinopteri; Synbranchiformes; Synbranchidae. Bases 965 to 3109 code for a protein of 714 amino acids. Gene Ontology annotation, biological process: cilium assembly.
UCUGCACUGGUUCCCCAAAACUGUUGGUGGCAAGAAGCAGACCCAGGCUGAGAUUUUUGUCCUUACCAGCACGGAUGGCAAGUCUUUUUAAUCUAUAAAAUCUGCCCAGUGGUCUGUUGGGGUUUGUUUCUGAAUUAACUUGUAGAAUCAGUGUUUUUUUUGUUUUUGUUUUGUUUUUUAAUGAAUUGUUCAUUCACUGAACAGCCACAUGACAAGGAUGAGUGAUUGUUUUUAGUUAUAUCUAGCCAGGGAGAUGAAAAUUGUUAAUACAUUCUUUAUGGUAAGGGAGAUCAUCUUGACUAGUUUAAUAAUUGAGCAGUAAAACUGAUCUGGCUCUCAAUGAGCAAGAGAAGCUUCUUGAUUUCACCUAAGAAGAAGGAUUUUAGUAUCAGAGUAAACAUGAGUUCAUAUCUAGUCUAUUUUUCAGUAGACCUUCACUGUUGAAGUCAAUAAAACUAUACAUGUAAUGCUAAACUUCACAGCACAGUUUGUUUGACAUGUAUGUACACAGCCUCUUAUGUCUCUUUUUGGUCUAUACUACACAUACACACAUGGAAUAUGGAUGUACUGUUAUGACAGGCAAUGUGUGGCCACAACACUAAUGGCAGUGUAGGGUUGCAUAAACACACCCACAAACUGAAGCAGCAAUUUUCUCUGGCAGGCCAGAGAGAAAGUGAAAACUCUGUUACGAUUCAUUUUUGUAACUUUCUUCUCCUUCUUGCCAUGAUACAGUUAAACAGAGAUCAGGUUUCAUUGAAAACAAAAACAUGGCAAUUACACAGUUUUAUUCUUUUUAAUUAUGGUGUGUACUGAAAGAGCUUGUCCUAAAAUUUUAAAUCUGGAUUCUUUACAGGAGAUCUGUGUGAUAUAGUUGAAAAGAAAGCAGUCCAACAGCCAGAGUUUUAUUAGCCAACAAGGACACUGUGUGUGGAAUGAGGUAGACUUGGAGAUUACCAAAAUAAGCAUGAAGGAUAUUACUGGGUCUUCUGGUUGGCACAGCAGUUCACCAGUCUCAUUCUCUUUCAUCUUGUGGAAUUACAGCAAGUUCCACCUGGCCUCCAAGAUAGGGCGCAUUGAGAAGAGUGUUGAAGCACACAAAGGAGCUGUUCUGGCAGGAAGAUGGAACUAUGAUGGGACUGCUCUUAUCACAGCUGGAGAAGAUGGGCAAAUCAAGAUCUGGUCAAUAAAUGGAAUGCUACGCUCAACAUUGGCUAACCAAGGGUCUCCUGUUUAUUCUGUGGCCUGGGGUCCAGACUCAGACAGAAUCCUCUACACAUCAGGAAAACAGCUGGUCAUCAAGCCUCUGCAACCCAGUGCCAAAGUCACACAGUGGAAGGCUCAUGAUGGGGUUGUUCUGAAGGUGGACUGGAAUUCAGUCAAUGACCUCAUACUAUCAGGUGGAGAAGACUGUAAAUAUAAGGUAUGGGACAGCUUUGGCCGCCUGCUGUACUCCUCGUCAUCUCAUGACUACCCAGUCACCUCUUUGUCCUGGGUUCCAGAUGGAGAAGUGUUUGCUGUGGGCUCCUUCAACACCCUGCGCCUAUGUGACAAGACUGGAUGGUCUUAUGCAUUGGAGAUGCCCAAUACGGGGAGUGUGUUCAGCUUGGCCUGGUCUGCAGAUGGCACCCAACUGGCUGGGGCUUGCGGCAAUGGGCAUGUCAUCUUUGCCCAUGUGGUGGAGCAGCACUGGGAGUGGAAGAACUUUGUGAUUACUCUUACCAAAAGGAGAACCAUGCAGGUGAGGAAUGUGAUGAACGAUGCAGUGGAUGUGUUAGAGUUUAGAGAUCGAGUCAUCAAAGCCUCUCUGGCAUACAGUCACCUGGUGGUUGCCACUUCCCUCCAGUGCUAUGUGUACAACUCAAGAAACUGGAAUACACCCCUCAUCUUUGACCUAAAGGAGGGAACAGUCAGCCUCAUCCUGCAAGCAGAGAAAUAUUUUCUGCUAGUGGAUGGAGCAGGGCUAUAUACGUUCUCCUACGAAGGUCGACUGAUAUCCUCCCCCAAGUUCCCUGGUAUGAGAGCUGACAUCCUAAAUGCUCAAAGUGUCUCACUUAGUACAGACACCAUUGCCGUCCGAGACAAGAAUGAUGAAAAAGUCAUCCUUCUCUUUGAUGGCCUGACUGGGAAAGCCCUUGGUGAUGGGAAACCUUUGACCCACAAGCUGGAGGUGGUGGAGAUCGCUCUGGACCAGUGUGGCCCAUCCACUGAAAGGAAGAUUGCACUGAUAGACAAGAACCGUGACCUAUACUUAACCUCUGUGCGUCAUCUUGGGCGAGAACCCAAAAUCUGCAAAAUUGGUAGCAUGGUUCACAGUAUGGCAUGGAAUGAUGCCGCUAACAUCCUGUGUGGAAUCCAGGACAAACAGCUCACAGUUUGGUACUACCCGAGUGUUGUCUUCACUGACAAGGAGCUGCUGCCAAAAACACUGUACAUAAAGGACGACAGUGAGUUCAGCCGUGCACCCCACAUUCUAAACUAUGUUGGCACCAAAGUGACAUUACGCCAAGGAGACGGUUCACUGGUGUACAGCAGUGUACCUCCCUACCCAGCCCUCCUGCAUGAAUACAGCGCCUCUGUACGCUGGGAGGAUGCACUGCGCCUAUGCCGCUUUGCUAAGGACCAGUCUUUGUGGGCAUGUCUUGCUGGUAUGGCAAUGGCAAACAGGGAGCUGACCACAGCAGAGAUGGCCUAUGCUGCCAUUGGAGAGUUACCUAGGGUGCAGUACAUAAACUUCAUAAAGGAGCAGCCAUCGAAGGAGUCAUGUUUGGCCCACAUUCUGAUGUUCAGUGGUCAGGUCCAGGAGGCGGAAGCCACUCUCUUACAAGCUGGUCUCAUCUACCAGGCCAUACAAGUCAACAUUGACCUUUUCAACUGGGAGAGGGCUCUGGAGCUGGCAGUCAAACAUAAGACCCAUGUCGACACUGUGCUGGCCUAUAAGGAGAAGUUUCUACAGAAAUUUGGCAGGAAGGAGACCAAUAAGAGAUUCCUGCAGUAUGCUGAGGGUGUGGAGGUGGACUGGGAGAAAAUCCAGGCAAAGAUAGAGAUGGAACUGUCUAAAGAGAGAGAGAAAGCCGCUCAUGCCUCUGUGAGGAGCAGUCUGGCCUCAUGAUGCUGACAUUCAGGGUGCCUUUCUCUAAAACAUCAGCUUUGCAGAAAUAGAUUCCCAUGUGUUUCUGACAUUUGGUAAAUAUUAGGUGGUUUGGCUCGGCCUCGGGGUAAUAAAACAUUUCUGUACUUGAGGUACAAUGUACAUUAACUUCAAGUAAAAACAAAAGGGACCAUUUGGAGAUCUGAAGAUUAGUAGGCCAUGAAGAAUAUGACACUUGACUCUGACUUGCACUACAGUCUUGCGGCAUAUGCUGCGUAAUAUAAAACAUUUGUAAAUAGUAGAUGACAUUCUGUUGGGUGAUUCCUGUUUUGAUAAGAAUCUCUGUGUUCCUCAGCAUUACGGCCUUUCUGUUAUAUCAGCUUCACAGUGGUUCAUUGUGUCACGUUCAGUUGUGACCUCUUUCUGUUUGUUGUAAUUGACUUGGUAUGUACUGUCGUGAACAAAUGUAUUACUCUGAUUCUGUUUUUAUAUGGAUAGAUAUUUUUAGUUUAGAUAUUAAAAACCUUGCCUUCUGUAAACACUAAAAUGAAUAGUUGUUAAUAAAACAGAUGUAAAUACCAUAUACAGUA